CGUUCCAAACACCCCUCACUCUUCGUUUUCUAUUCAAUUUUCUCCAUUGAAUUCCCUCAUUUUCAUCUUUGAUUCCCUUUUAAAGAAAUGGGUUUUAGAGUUUGCUGUUGAUACGAUUAUUUACACCCCAAAAUUGCCGACAUUUUCGAAUUGUUUCUUAGUCUUAUAUUGACGAUGAUUUUUCAUGUGAUUAGUUCUCUAAGAUGCUUGAUUUUUGCCUGAAUUUAUUAUGUACCUGCAUGAGCUUUUGAUUUCCAACUUUGUUAUUCAUUUUCUUUAGUUUUUUUUAUCCUAUUGAUAUUCUGUAUCUCACAGUCUAAAUUGGUGUUAAGUUAAUAAUUCCUUCGAUUUUUUUCUACAUAAAUCAGAUUAUUAUAGGCAUGAAAAUUUUCUCUUGGUCCUGAAAAUCGCUUAUUUCAAGCUUAUAAUGACUGAGUUCUUAGUCUCAUUACCUCAGGAUUUUGCAUUCGUGGUGGUUUGUUUGUUGCAAAAGUUUUAGGUUGUAUGGAUAUUGUGAAUACUUAAGUGAUUGGCACUCUUUCAUGCUAGACAGUUUUGCAGGCAUAUGUUGUUUAACGUGAAUACAGGGAAGUAGUCUAAGUACAAAAAGUAUUCAAUUUUAUACAAUUUUGUUGGUAUAUGAAUCUCUGUUACAAGAGAGUUGCACUGGUUUGUGUGAUUGUGUCAUUGACAUACCAUUUGGAAACCCAUGAAUUGGACAAAAUGAACUAAGAUGGAAUUUGUUUAGCCCAAUUCAUUUGCUUGGAAGUUGGAACAAGAAAAAAUUAGGUGAAUUCAAAUUCAAUUCAGGCCCAUGAAUUGAAUUAUUUUAGAAUUUUUGUGAACUGGUCAACAAAGGAUCAUGUCAAAUCAAAUUUGAGAAGAAGAAUCAAACACUACUGCUUUCAUAUUGAGGACAGCAAUUAGGAUUUAAUGAUAUUUUUAACUUUGUUAUUUUUUCAUAAGAGUGUAACUGGUAACGUCUUCUUCUGUUAUUUAUAUAGCAUAGGGCUUAGUUAUGUCGAUUUUGUGCUUGACCUGCAAAUUUUUUGUUGUUUCAAAAGUAAAUUUUCACUGUAACUAUUGUUAGCACCCAGAAGUCCAUUUUCGCUAACUACAUUACUAUCCUUUUUGCCAUAUUUCAUCUUUUUUGCAGGUAAAUUGCUUUGAGAAGAGUAGUAGAUGGAUUUUUUAUUUAAGGGAAUGAAAGAGGAGGCAUCUGAAUGCCCCUUUGAUGAGAAGGACAUUCAGAGAUGUCCAUUUUUGAGGAACAUCAACAAGUCCACUUGCUUUUCCUUCUCUACAGCGAAUUUCCUUGUUCCUGUACGGGAAUCCAAAGGCCCAAUAUUUGAAGACGGUCCCAAUUUUGACACGGCGUUUAGGCUGUUUCAUGGGAAGGAUGGGGUUGUCCCACUCUCAGGGAGAUAUAAUGUUCAUAGUAACAUUCCACAACCUGAGCCUUCACCUCAGUUCAACCCUUUAGCAGCAAAAGCAGCGACCAUAAGUUUGUCAGCAUUUGGACUGGGAGGGGCCGGAGGGCCAUUUGGCUUUGGUAACUUCUCUGAGAAAUGGAAGAAGCAGAAGAAGUCUGAGCCUUCCAGCAAGAGUGAACCCUCUUCUGAGAAAGGAAAUGUAUCAAAACACGAGGCACUGGGAAAUGAUUGGUUAAAAACAGGAAACUGCCCAAUUGCCAAGACCUACAGAGCAGCGAGCCAUGUCCUCCCCCUUGUGGCAACAGUUCUUAAGCCACCACCUGGUAUGAAUCUUAGAUGCCCUCCAGCAGUAGUUGCUGCAAGGGCAGCCCUGGCCAGGACUGCCCUUGUCAAAAACUUACGCCCUCAGCCUCUACCUUCAAAAAUGCUCGUAAUAGCAGCCUUAGGCAUGGCGGUUAACGUGCCCUUGGGCGUUUGGAGGGAGCAUACUCAGAAGUUUUCUCUAUCAUGGUUUGUAGCGGUGCAUGCGGCUGUGCCCUUCAUAGCCAUGCUUAGGAAGUCGGUCUUGAUGCCAAAAACAGCUAUGGCGUUGACUAUUGCUGCUUCUAUCCUGGGGCAGGUUAUUGGCUCAAGAGCUGAGCGGCUCCGACUGAAAGGAGUGGCUGAGAGGGUAACGACAGCAGAUCAAAUAGCAACUGAAAGUAACAUUCUAGGUUUUGACCCAAGCCAGGUCGAUGGCAUCAGAGAUGGUCAUUGUGGUGCAGAAGGAAUAAAGUUCAAUCCACUUACUGUCAAAAGUGAUGGGCCCAGUUCUUCAGCAACUAUAUGUUUCUGAGAGUCACUUCAUGAGCUGGGGUUUGGAGAGAAAUAAAAUCAAGUGCAUUCAGUAUUACUGGCAUAAGAUAAAAAGCAAUAAAAAUUGAACUUCGAAGAUGUACCCUUAAGUAAUACAUGCUAUUUUACAGUAUUUGAUAUGAUGAAUGGUAAUUCUGUUGUGUGCUCA
Messenger RNA from Corylus avellana, 2436 nucleotides. RefSeq names its product zinc finger B-box protein. NCBI's taxonomy places the organism in Eukaryota, Viridiplantae, Streptophyta, Magnoliopsida, Fagales, Betulaceae. Gene Ontology annotation, cellular component: chloroplast. The record is from RefSeq and is a predicted model, not a curated record.